Dunckerocampus dactyliophorus (ringed pipefish) is the source of this 2311-nucleotide messenger RNA. It is a transcript of the gene arl3l1, whose product is annotated as ADP ribosylation factor like GTPase 3, like 1. The record is from RefSeq and is a predicted model, not a curated record. The transcript has 6 exons. Bases 274 to 837 code for a protein of 187 amino acids. Gene Ontology annotation, molecular function: GTPase activity; GTP binding. Gene Ontology annotation, biological process: cilium assembly. Gene Ontology annotation, cellular component: microtubule cytoskeleton; cytoplasm. NCBI's taxonomy places the organism in Eukaryota, Metazoa, Chordata, Actinopteri, Syngnathiformes, Syngnathidae.
GAGGGUAAAUGGAUGGAGUGAGUGUCCUAUGCGUGGACGACUAGGGCUAAUUCUGGCCUCCUAAUCCUGGUCCCUUUUGCCCUUCCCCCCUCGUCCUGUUUGCUAUCUCCUCUCCGAUGAUUAGGCGCAAUCGAUGACCAGGUAGACAUAACUAAAAAGAGGCUGCUUUUGUGCAUAGCUAACCGGGUGACCUUGAUAGCAAACGCACCUGUUUGAACCUCAUUGGAGGAUGUAGCAUCGGCCCUCAAGCCAAGCUAAAGGACACGCGCCACCAUGGGAGAAGCUCAGAAGGGCUUGCUCUCCGUCAUUGAGAAACUGAAGGGCUCCAGCGACCAGGAAGUCAGAAUAGUUCUUUUGGGCUUGGACAAUGCUGGUAAGACCACCCUGCUGAAGAGCCUGGCCUCUGAGGACGUCAACACCAUCACACCUACACAAGGCUUCAACAUAAAGAGUGUGGCAUCUCACGGCAUGAAACUCAAUGUGUGGGACAUUGGAGGGCAGAGGAAGAUCCGACCUUUCUGGAAAAAGUAUCUGGAGAACACAGAUCUGUUGAUUUAUGUUAUUGACAGUGCGGACAAAAAGCGAUUUGAGGAAACAGGACUGGAGUUAUCAGAACUGAUUGACGAGGAGAACCUGAAGGGCGUUCCGGUACUAAUCUUUGCCAAUAAACAAGAUUUGGCCACAGCAUCGCCAGCCAGUGAGAUUGCAGAGGGCCUCAACCUUCAUACGUACAGAGACCGCGAGUGGCAGAUUCAGGCUUGCUCAGCCGUGUCCGGGGAAGGAGUGCAGGAUGGCAUGAACUGGAUUUGCAACAACAUCAUGAACAAGAAGAAGUGAACAACUAGCAUCACUCUCACACAAUGCAUCAUUUGCUUUCUUGUCAUGGGAUAAAUAUGUUUCUAAAUAUAGUUCCUAUUUAAGCGACACUGGAUAAAUUAGGCUUUUACAGAUGUGAUCAUCCUGUAUGCAAGAUUAGAAGUCUUGGCCUCUCUACCGCUUGUAUACUGUAGUUUAAUGUGGGUCCAGUAUGUGUUUGGAAGAUUUUUGACAAUAAAAUGUUCAGUCUUGUCAUCUUCUUUGGAUUUUCUGCCGUUUUCUACUCUAGGUUCUUGAAAAACAACACUUUUCCCCAAAUCUUAAGAUAUGUAUUGUCAUAUACAAUUAAAUUCUUCCUUUCCUUUCCACAAUGAAAGCCAGUAACACACCGUACAUAAAAAACAUAGAAAAGGUCAAAGCUAGGUAAAUAUUCCGUGGAAAGGCAGUACCUGAAAAACACAUCACUCCUAAUCAAAAUGCUAAGGACGUUCUCAGUAGAGCUUCAAAAUGCAAAACUAAGAAAUGCGAGUGAGACAAAAUAAACUUGAGUAAGCAACUUAUUGCAUACAACCAUUAAGUGAAAUCGACGGUUCAUCAGCUGAUCAAAAGUUUAACACCAUAGCUCAAAAAACCCAAACCACCUUAAAAAAGAAAUAAAAUGUUCAAAAUAGGAGUAAGUAAUGCGUCGCUGUUCCAUUCUUGUUAAUCACCUCAAACAUUGGUUUGGGCAUGCUUGAUGCCAGUGUUUCCAGGAGGUUAGUGGGAAUGUUGCUCCAGGUGGUGAAGAUGGCUUCACGGAGGGCAUCCACUGUCUGGAACUGACGUCCAUUUUUGUAAACUUCCCUUGCCAUCCAUCGCUAAAUGUUCUCUAUAAGAUUUAGGUCAGGGGAACACACAAGAUGGUCCAAAAGAGUGAGGUUAUUCCUCCUUUGUCAAGCGAACUCGUGAACUGCAGUGUUGUCCUGUUGAAAAAGCCAGUCUUUACCACACAGACGAGGGCCUUCAGUCAUGAGGGAUGCCACCUGCAACAUCUCCACAUAACCAGCUGCCGUUUGACGCCCCUGCACAACCUGAAGCUCCAUUGUUCCAUUGAAAGAAAAAGCAGCACAGAACUGCUUUCACUUCCAAAUGCGCGAACCUGUAACACGUGUAACACGACAAUACAACAUUGUAACAACAUUUAUAGGUCAGAAAAGAGGAAAAGCACAAUGUUCCCUUUACUCAAAACAUUUUUUGUUUCACUCCCAUUUUUUCUCUUUGCAUUUUGAAGCUCGACUUAGAACCCCCUGAAGACCCAACAGUGCAAAGUGUAAAUUCUUGAUCAGCAGUUCAUAUACGUUCUAGGAGGACAAGCUGUAUAGAAAAUGGAAGUUGUAGUAGUAUGUUUUACACGGUGAAAAAAAACUAGUAAAAGUAGUUUGGGAUGUUUUUGCACACAACUUCCAUCAACAGCCACAACAACAAACGAAAAUCACAUGCAUGUGUAAACGUCUCC